Messenger RNA from Penicillium pulvis, 1797 nucleotides. RefSeq names its product putative eukaryotic translation initiation factor 4 (gene tif1). Gene Ontology annotation, molecular function: RNA helicase activity; ATP binding; RNA binding. The coding region runs from base 236 to 1429 and encodes 397 amino acids. The transcript is spliced from 4 exons. The record is from RefSeq and is a predicted model, not a curated record. Lineage: Eukaryota; Fungi; Ascomycota; Eurotiomycetes; Eurotiales; Aspergillaceae.
GUCGAUUUUUUCACUUCCUUUUUCUUCCCACUUCAGUCUUUACGACUUUCACUUUCCACCACCCAUACAACUUUUACCUCUAGUAUCCUGUCAACUCUUCUAUUUGAAGAGUUCAGAUACUAGCUUCUACAAAACUCGCGAACUACCCCACAGGGCACGUUCGCUAAAAGUCUCUCACCCCACCAUCCAGAUCACAGCAACACGCUUGUGAUCACCACCUCAACAACCACCCAAUAUGUCGAACGAUAAGGGUUUGGAGGAUCUUCCCGAGGGAAUGAUCGAGUCCAACUACGAUGAGAUCACCGACUCCUUCGAUGCUAUGGACCUCAAGCCUGAGCUGCUCCGCGGUAUCUACGCCUACGGUUUCGAGCGCCCCUCUGCUAUCCAGCAGCGCGCCAUCAUGCCCAUCAUCAAGGGUAACGAUGUUAUCGCUCAGGCUCAGUCCGGUACCGGAAAGACCGCCACCUUCUCUAUCUCCGCCCUGCAGAAGAUCGACCCCGAGAUCAAGGGUUGCCAGGCUCUGAUCCUCGCCCCUACCCGUGAGUUGGCCCAGCAGAUCCAGAAGGUCGUUGUUGCCAUUGGUGACUUCAUGAACCUCACCUGCCACGCCUGUAUCGGUGGUACCCCCGUCCGUGAGGAUAUGACCGCUCUCCGUGACGGUCCCCAGGUCGUUGUCGGUACCCCCGGUCGUGUCCACGACAUGAUCCAGCGCCGUGUUCUCAACACCUCCACCAUGAAGCUCUUCAUUCUCGACGAGGCCGAUGAGAUGCUGUCCCGUGGUUUCACUGAGCAGAUCUACGACAUCUUCCAGCUCCUUCCCCAGUCCACCCAGGUCAACCUGCUGUCCGCUACCAUGCCCCAGGAUGUCCUUGAGGUCACCACCAAGUUCAUGCGUGACCCCAUCCGUAUCCUCGUCAAGAAGCAGGAGCUUACCCUUGAGGGUAUUAAGCAGUUCUACAUCGCUGUUGAGAAGGAGGACUGGAAGCUCGACACCCUGUCCGAUCUCUACGAGACCGUCACCAUCACCCAGGCCGUUAUCUUCUGCAACACCCGCCGAAAGGUCGACUGGCUCACCGACAAGCUCACUGCCCGUGACUUCACCGUCUCCGCCAUGCACGGUGACAUGGAGCAGGGCCAGCGUGAUGUUAUCAUGAAGGAGUUCCGUUCCGGUUCCUCCCGUGUCCUGAUCGCCACUGACCUUUUGGCCCGUGGUAUCGAUGUCCAGCAGGUUUCCCUGGUCAUCAACUACGAUCUCCCCGCCAACCGUGAGAACUACAUUCACCGUAUCGGUCGUGGUGGUCGUUUCGGUCGUAAGGGUGUUGCCAUCAACUUCGUCACCGCUGACGAUGUUCGCAUGCUCCGCGAGAUCGAGCAGUUCUACAGCACCCAGGUUGAGGAGAUGCCCAUGAACGUUGCUGACCUCAUCUAAACACCUUAACUCUUCCCCUUGAUGUCUUGAUGCGGAUUAUGAUCGCAGAACCUGCGUAAAAAGUGGCUUUCUGUGUUUGAAACAUUCCCGCUGCGCGGUGGCUCGAUGGAUUGGCUGGAGCCUAUCUAUAUGAAGACUUGAUGGACGCGGGCCGCCAUCGGCGCCACUGCUAUGGUUUCCUAUGUCCCCUGCAAUUAACGGAGAUGUGAUAUGCUCGUACUUUUUUUGCUAUCACGGCUUUCUUAUUUUUUCCGCAUUCUUCCUCCGUUUUCCCCUGUAUCUAGCUCGCUCAGGUUGGUUAAGAAUGUCUCUACUACCGUACUUAAUCAAUAGAUCGGGCCAAAAUGUGACUUGUUUCCUACGGAUAA